AUGCAGAUUUCCGGUGUGGAUCCUCCUUUGAAGAAAUGCGAUGUAACUCAAACAUGUGUGGAUAUAACUGAUGUUUUUGUAACUGGUCAAAAAUUUGCUACAAGAGAAGAGGCGAUAAGUUGGAUUAAGGAGGUUGGAAUAAGGAAUAAAGUGACAGUUAUAAUAGCUCGUUCAGAUAUCAAAACAGAUAGCGAAACCCAAAGUGCUAGUAAGAGAUGUGGUUGUCCUUUCAAAAUUAGGUCAACACCGUCGAAAGAUGGUUUUGGAUGGAAGAUCGAUGUAAAAUGUGGAGUACACAACCACGGCUUACCUGAUAGAUUUGAAGGUCAUGCUUUCGUAAGUCGACUAAAUACAGAUGAUAAGCAACAUAUUGUUGAUUUGACAAAACGUCAUGUUCCACCAAGACACAUAUUAUUGUCAUUGCAAGAGCGUGACCCGGAGAAUGUCACUCGGAUCACGCAAAUAUACAAACAUAAGAGUAAGAUACAAAAAGACAUAAGGGGUCCUAGAACAGAAAUGCAACAAUUGCUCAAGUUGGUUGAAGAAUCAGGUUAUGUUUACUGGAGUAGGAAAAAGGAUGAGUCAGAAGUUACAAACAAGUACAGGCAACCGUUGUUUGAAAUAGUUGGUAUGACAUCAACUAAAUUAACAUUUGCUGUUGCAUUUGCCUAUAUGGAAUCUGAGCAGACAGAGACUUUUUGUUGGGUAUUGGAUAAGUUGAAACAGUUGUUUAUCAAGCAGGAUAAUUAUCCUCAAGUAAUCUUGACUGAUAGAGAUCUUGCUUUAAUGAAAGCCAUUGAAUUAAUAUUUCCAAAGACAGCUAAUUUGCUUUGCCGAUUUCACAUCAACAAAAACGUGAAAUCAAAGUGUAAGGAACAUGUUGUGGAUGAUAUGCGAGAAACAAUGGAGAAAAUGUGGUUUAAACUGAUAAAGGCUAGUGAUGAGAUGAAGUACCAUCAACGGUUGAAACAACUUGAGGAUGCAUGUGUUGACUCCAAAGGUUUUAUUGAUUAUGUGAAUGACACAUGGUUGACACCGCACAGACAUCGAUUUGUCGAAGCAUGGAUCAAUCAAGUGUUACAUUUGGGCAACACCACAACAAAUAGGGUGGAGUCUGCGCAUUGGAAACUUAAGCAAAUGUUAGAUAAUAGCUUAGGUGAUUUAUGCAAAUGUUGGGAGGCUAUGAAUGACAAUAUCAAGAUACAAGUGGGCAACAUUAGAGCUUUAUUUCAGAAGAGUUUUUAUGAAGUUGAGCAUGCACAUACUAGUCCUUUUUAUUCAAAUUUGCGUGGUUCAGUAUCAAGAGCUGCAUUGAGGCAGAUUGCUGAAGAGUGGUUGAGGAUUGACAUGGUGGGUACCGAUACGCAAAAGUGCGGAUGUACUCAUAGAAAAGUAUAUGGGUUACCAUGUGCUUGUGAGUUAGGGAGAUAUACAUUGAGUGGUGAUGCGAUACCAAUUGAGGCUAUUCAUAUUCAUUGGAGGAAACUAAGUAUGGAAGGAAAUCAAGAUAUAGAUGCAGAUGAUGGAUCAGAAAUAGACAUGACAAAUGCAAUCGAUAAAAUUUGGAAAAUGUGGAGGUCAUUAGAUGUUGUCGGAAAAAGAGCAUUAAAAAGCAGAGUGUGUUAG
Vicia villosa (hairy vetch) is the source of this 1626-nucleotide messenger RNA. Its product is annotated as PKS-NRPS hybrid synthetase cheA-like. The record is from RefSeq and is a predicted model, not a curated record. Gene Ontology annotation, biological process: regulation of DNA-templated transcription. Bases 1 to 1626 code for a protein of 541 amino acids. Lineage: Eukaryota; Viridiplantae; Streptophyta; Magnoliopsida; Fabales; Fabaceae. The transcript is spliced from 5 exons.